This is a messenger RNA of Ceraceosorus guamensis, 3669 nucleotides long. RefSeq lists its product as hypothetical. Lineage: Eukaryota; Fungi; Basidiomycota; Exobasidiomycetes; Ceraceosorales; Ceraceosoraceae. Gene Ontology annotation, molecular function: mRNA binding. Bases 1 to 3669 code for a protein of 1222 amino acids. The record is from RefSeq and is a predicted model, not a curated record. Gene Ontology annotation, cellular component: cytoplasm. Gene Ontology annotation, biological process: post-transcriptional regulation of gene expression. The transcript is spliced from 3 exons.
AUGGAAGGCGGCGAAUCGCGCAUAUCUGCUUCAGCGGCUCAGACUCGGCAAGAGGCCACACAUGCAGGUGUGGCCACCACAACGGACCCAGCGAGCUUUCAGGGGACGUCGACACGCAACGAACAAUCUCUAGCUCGCUCAGGCGGGCAAGGAGCAGGUGACGAGGCUGUGUCGACCGAUGUGAGGAGCAUCCAUUCGGAAAUCGACCGCAAACGGCUGGAGUUCGAACAGCAACGUGCUGCUCAGCGUCUUGCCUUUGAGCAGCAAAUGCAGCUCCUGGAACGAAAGCAACGCGAGGAAGAAGCCAGCUUGAUGAGCGGUAGCAAGGGUCCGCUGGACUCGGUCGCAGGCAACCAAGCAGUGCCUCAUGUUUCUGCACCUAGCACACCACCUGGCAACGCUUCGAGUCAGACGAGCGCUUCUUCGACGCUGAGAUCAAAAACGACCAAUUCUUCGCCUCGGCCCACCUCCAUGUUGGGUGCUGCUAGCUCUGCGAAAGACCCAAUCUCCUUUCGCGCUCAACUCGGCGACAUGAGCGAUACUCAGCCAGAGGAAGGCUUGAACGGUAGCAACGUUCCUGGCUUGCCGCCCCCUUCGACAGCUCGAUCCGUCCCAUCUUCUCGACGCAUCAGCGCUGGGCCAGAAGCUGUCUCGUCGACCGAUCGGCGCGCCUUGGGCUCCGCAUCUGGCGAUCUCGCUCAUGCCUUUGAACGCCUAUCUGUCGGAAGCCACCGCAAUGUCAGUCAAGUGCGCGCUCAGCUUGCUCAAGAAGCCGGCACAUUGAACAGUGCGCCCAACGCUCCUGCCAACCACCAGCACGCGCCUGGCAGCAACCGACCCGUCGCACCUCAUGUCCUUCAACGAGCCUUGACGCGCAGCGGGAGCGGCAGUGGAGCCGAAAAUGGAGAGUCUGGCUUUACGCCAGUGUUCAAUGAGCGCUUCUUGUUCGACGACGAAGCGUUGGAGGCGGACGACUCGGCCUUUGUGCGCAAGUACAACCUCAAGGAGGAAGACGAUGACUUUCCGGUGCUGAUCAGGCGUGAUAGCUAUCCAGGCAUGCUUUCGGCUUCUUCUGCUGCGCUUGAUCUCGCACCUCUCGCUCAAGCUCCAAGAUCGCACCGCGGUGCUGGUGGCGCGAUCGGCGAAGCUCAGCUGUCAGAGUGGCCUCAGUACGCCGGUCAUAGCGAGACCGUUCACCAACAUCAUGCGCCUCCCCAUAGUGCCGGUUUGGUCAACGAUCGCAGGGGACGCUCGGAGCGCAACUCGCCGCAAUUUGGACCCAUUGCUGGUCCCAGACUGCCCUCUGGUGCCGCGAGCUUGGGUCCGACUGGCCAACGCGCAGCUAGCGCCAAUCAGGUCGCUGGGAAUGCUCAGCCUCACCACUUGUCCCAGCAGCUGGGCGCAGCGGCUGUUCGAGGAGACGAUGAGCGCUCACAGGGCAGCCACUCUACCAAUUCGCCAAGCCGCAACGGCUCUUCGCAGCUCAGCGCCAGACCGCCGACGCAAGCGCCAAGCGACGUUACAGAGCAAUCCUCCAACAUGUCCAACUCUUUCCGCUCUGGUGACGUGGCCCUCAAGCCAACGAAUGAUCUCGCAGCUGGUCCUCCAUCGCGCUCUCGCCUCUCAGCUGGCCCCGACGCUGAUUCCAUCAGCUCGUUCCCUAGCUUUGCCCUGGCUGAGAGCAUGAAGCCGCAAGCGAAUCCCAAUUCCCUCGUCGGAGGCGCUCGUGCCACCACUCCCAACCGAUUUGGUCCGUAUGGUAGUGGCGGGCCGUCCGCAAACGGGUUCGAAACGAAACCACGCCCCUCUUCGGGCUUCUUUGAAGCUUUCAAUCCUCCCAGCGCUCUUGGAUCAACCCAGUCUGACAUUUUCAGCCGAACCCCUGUCACCAAUCAACAGCAGCACGGCGGCCACUUUGGCAUUGGCCUCGAUGGUGAUCCACUGCUUGGUCUGGCAGGUGCGCAAUCGGCCCAACAGCGCAAGAGUGAGCUGGACGUCAACACUCCGCUGGAACAGCUUCACGGUGAGAUCUUUGCGCUAUGCAAAGAUCAGCACGGCUGCCGAUAUCUGCAAAAGAAGCUCGAAGAAGGCCUGCCCACGUAUCGCGAUAUGAUCUUUGCCGAGACGUUCAAGCACUUUACCGAACUGAUGACGGAUCCGUUUGGAAAUUAUCUGUGUCAAAAGAUGCUAGAAUACUGCACGGACGAUCAGCGCAACUUGAUCGUUGAGAGCGUCUCCUCCGAGCUGGUCACCAUCUCGUUGAAUAUGCACGGCACGCGAGCUGUGCAAAAGAUGAUCGACUUCUUGUCCACGCCUCGCCAGAUCAGAAGCAUCAUCGGAGCGCUGACGAUGAAUGUCGUCACCCUCAUCAAGGACUUGAACGGCAACCACGUCAUUCAAAAGUGCCUCAACCGACUUGGAGCGGAGGAUGAUCAGUUCAUCUACAAUGCUGUGGCCGCACAUUGCGUCGAGGUGGCUACCCAUCGCCAUGGCUGCUGCGUUCUGCAGCGCUGCAUUGACCACGCUUCGGAAACGCAGAGAAUGCAGCUGGUCACCGAGAUCACCUUCAACGCCUUGACGUUGGUGCAGGAUCCUUUUGGCAAUUACGUCGUCCAGUACAUUCUGGAUCUCAACGACCCGCGCUACAGCGAUGCGGUGGUUCAACAAUUCAUCGGCAACGUCUGCUUGCUCUCGGUGCAAAAGUUCAGCAGCAACGUGAUGGAAAAGUGCAUUCGCGUAUCCAAUGCCAGCCUUCGCAAGCAACUGAUCGACGAGCUGCUCAAUCGUGCUCGAUUGGAAAAGCUUUUGCGCGACUCCUUUGGCAAUUACGUCGUGCAGACCAGCUUGGACUACGCGGAGCCGCUGCAGAGGGUCGCGCUGGUGGAUUGCAUCAGACCCAUCUUGCCCGUCAUUCGCAACACGCCUUACGGCAAGCGCAUUCAGAGCAAGCUGCAGCGCGACAAUCUCGAUUUCGGCCCGCCGAUGGGUGGCAUGGGCCAUCAUCACAUGGGCCCUGGAAUGGGAGGCAUGAAUGGUCGUGGAGGCAUGCCUGGCAUGCCGUACGCCCUGCUCCAGGCCGCUCAGCAACAGCAGCAGCUUCAAGCCAUUGCUGCCAUGGGCAAUCAGCGUCAGGGACAAGCGAACGGGUACGGCAUGGACGGAAUGAGCCCCAUGAUGGGCUACCCGAAUGGAGGCCAGAGCCAUGGUAUGAAUUACCAGCAGAACGGCAUGGGCAUGGGCGCCGGCGUUUCACCUGGUCAGAUGAGCGGCGGCGGCGAGAUGUCUCUUCAACAGGGCGUUUCGUAUGGCGCUCCCCAGCAGCACAUGUACAGAGGGAACAACAACGUGCCCCAGUACCCCGGCGCGCCUCAAGGGCUUGGACGGCAGAUGGCACCGCCUUCCCACGUGGCACAGAACAACGUCGCUAGUGGUGGUGGUCCACCACCGCGUCAAGGACCGUUUGCUGGCGCGCAGACCCAGGCCUAUCGAGGCGGUUAUGGCGGGCGCCAACAGGCGCCUCCUCCACCUCAAGUCCACGGAGCUCACACUCACCCUUUUGCCCCCAACAAUUUCGCCUCGGGCAACAAGACCGCUUAUGGUGGUGCUAGUCCAGCAAUCGGCAUGCCUAGCGGAACGGUUGCUUAUCUGGGCAAUGGCUAUCCUUACUGA